Messenger RNA from Bufo bufo (common toad), 3108 nucleotides. Its product is annotated as sp110 nuclear body protein-like. The record is from RefSeq and is a predicted model, not a curated record. Gene Ontology annotation, cellular component: nucleus. Bases 185 to 2371 code for a protein of 728 amino acids. Lineage: Eukaryota; Metazoa; Chordata; Amphibia; Anura; Bufonidae. Gene Ontology annotation, molecular function: DNA binding; DNA-binding transcription factor activity, RNA polymerase II-specific. Gene Ontology annotation, biological process: regulation of transcription by RNA polymerase II. The transcript is spliced from 24 exons.
CCGUCUUACUGUGUGCACAUGGGCUAAAGCCAGACACAGAGAGAAACAAGAAAGCUGAAAGCAGCCGGAAGAACAAGCAGAGACUGGUUCCGGAGGUCACAGGACUGCAUUCCACUUCCUCCUGCAGACACAUGAAGGCUCUCUGGUCCCUGGAGAAUGCACCAAGGAUGAGGACAGCGUAACCAUGGCGGGCAUCGAGUGGUUUUAUGCCAAGUCAAAGGUCCCGAUUUGUCUAGCAAUAACUGACAGCUGUCACUUUCUGAACAAACUGAAGGAUGGCGGCAUCCUGUCUGAAGAAGAGGCUUUGGAGUUGCAAGGAGACACUAGGAAAGACCAUCGCGUGGUGUACGAAUGUCUGUGCUGGAUAGAGGAGAAGGACAUCAGUGCACAACAUUUCCUCGAGUUCUUGUUCCAAAAAUCAUUCCUUAAAAAGUAUCCAGAUCUAAAGCCUGUUCAUGCAGAAUACAAAGCGGAAAGAUACCGCCAUGGCAUUCACAGUACGGGGGACGAGGACAAAGACCCGCUGAUAUUUGCUCAGGACAAAGUUCGGAUCUGUUUAACGAUUACAAAUCGUUUUCCGUUCCUGCAUGGAUUGCAAGAUCUAACAAUUCUCUCAGAAUCCGAGUCUCUAAAACUGCAGGCAGAUGAGAGGCCUGUCUCUCGUGUCAUAUAUGAAUCUUUGUCAUUAAUAGAGAAGAAGGACAUGAAAUUAAAUAUAGUGUUUGAAUACAUAUUCCAGCAGUGUUACCUGAAGCUGUAUCCUGGCCUACAGGACAUAUUACAAGACUACCAAGCCAGAGUCCGAGCAAUGUCUACACACUCCAUUCAGCAGCAAAACUGUAGUUACACCAGGAUCCAGUUUGGGGCCACAGCAUUCAGUAGUACCCUGGAUGAAAAUGGAGUGCUUGAAUCAAGCACGCUAUUCAAUGGAGGACUAUACCCAAUGUUCAGCAUUGCCACUGAUAUAGUUGAUGUUUUUGAUCACAAUAAAACCUAUAUAUGUGAAGCUGUAAAUGAGCGGUUUCCUUUUCUACAAGGAUUACAUGAUUUUAAACUUCUUUCUUACCUACAGCUGUUGAAGCUGCAAGCUGACAAGAGGUCCACCAUAGAGGUGCUAUAUGAAGCUCUGAGUCAAAUCCGGACAAUACAUGACCUUGAAAGCUUAUUUGCCUAUGUGUUUCAAGAAUUCUACCUCAAACGCUACCCUGGACUCCAUAUAAUCUUGAGAUGUAUAAAUGCAGCAUUGACACUAGACAUCUGUCCACCUUAUCCAGAGAAAAGCACUGAAAUACCCAAUUUAACUCUUGCAGAGAAAAGCCCUGAAAUCCCCAAUUUAACUCUUGCAGUGAUAGUAAAUGAUGAAAAUAUUAAAAUAUCUGAGGAGCCCUCCAUGAUGCUUUCAACAGUGUUGUAUGAAGAUGACACCAGAGACGUCCAGGAGAAGGAUUCCAGUGAAUCUGCAACAGUGGCCAUAAAGGAGAACUCCAGUGAACCUAUCCUAGUGGCCGUAAAAAAUGAAAUGACAGAACUACCUGAGCAGAACUCCAGUGAACCUUCCCCAGUAUUGUAUGAAGAUGAAACCAGAGAUGCCCAAGAGCAGGAUCUCAAUGAGUCAUAUAAAGAUGAAACCAGAGAAGUCCAGGAGCAGGAUUCGAGGGAAUCUUCAUCAGAUUCAGACCACACCUUGCCACCGUCUGUCAGAAAAUGCAGAAUGCAGCCUAUUAGUUAUUCUGAACCACCAGAUCUCGACUGGGAAGUUAUUAACAGAAUACAGAAGCACAAAGCUCCAGAAAACCCAAAAUGCCACAAGCACAGAAAAAGAAAAUUCCACAAAAUCAACAGCCAUUCUUUUAUAAAGAGCAGAUUGGAAGAGAGGCCUGAUCCAGCACAAGCUCCAGAAAACCCAAAAUGGCACAAGCAUAGAAAAAGAAAAUUCCACAAAACCAACAGCCAUGCCUUUAUAAAGAGCAGAUUGGAAGAGAGGCCCGAUCCAGCACAAGUGACAAGACCCGUGUCUGUAAUGCUGGAGUUCCCCAAGCAAGUUUUCAAUGACAAAUUUAAAGUGCGAUGUGGCACCAAGACUGGUAUAUUCAUGAAGUCACACUGGACUGGAGACUCGAGAAAUAGCCUGUGCAUUUGUUCUGAAGGCAAGAGAUUUUCUGUAAUAACCUUUGAGAAAUAUGGAGGAAAAGAAGCAAGCAAAAACUGGAAGAAAAGUAUUCAUUGUGAGAAGAUCAAAUUGGAUGAUUUAAUGGAGGCUGGAAUCCUGAAAACUGCCAAGUGGACCAGAGGACUCGGUGGCUCAUCGGAUUGGAUUGUCACCAUCUACAAUAAUAAAGGUUCCCUGGAGCUCUUCCAAGCACUUGUCUAAAGAUCUCCAAACAAGGAGCUGUAAAGCCUAUGGGACCACACAACUACCUUAUGUCACUGGAAGAUCUCUAGGGUCCAGGUGCGACUUCUACCUCUGCACUCACAAGAACUACACCCUUGGGCCCACACCAAAUAGAUCUUCUGAUAAGUGUUAUACGCCUGGAGGUACGCCAUAAAGCAUCAUUUAAUGCAGACGUAAUAUGCUGCUGCCACCUGCUGGUAACAAGGCUAAGCACACAUAGGACAUUUACCCUAUUUGCAGUACUGUAUAAUAUUGAUUGCAUAUAAUAGAAUUUGCUAUGAUCCAGAAUGCACAGUGAUAAGGUGGAAGUGACAAGACUUCUCAAAGGUCUUCAUGAUGGGUUCUCAGCAACCCCACAAUACAGAUGUUGCAGUAAAUUAUAUGAUUUGAUGUUAUAAACACCAUAGCCAGUGUUUAGUGACCUAAAGGCUUAACAUAAAUGGAGUGUUCCUUUAAAUAUAAUAUACUGCAGCAUUAAUCAUCUGGAAUAUUUCCAAGUAUACUUGAUAAAUCUUUAUAGCACUGUUUCUCCAGUGCAAAGCACUAGUUUGCUGUUCCCCACAAAAGUUUAAAAAAUGUCAGCUUCCUGUAACCAUUACUAGUGGGUGGUCUGUAUACAGCUUAUUUUCAUGCAUACAGAUUGCCCUCUAGCGGUAGCAAAAGGAAGAUUAGAUUUUUUAUAUAUAUUUUUUUCCAUUAUGUGUUGGAAUAAAGAA